This is a messenger RNA of Engraulis encrasicolus (European anchovy), 768 nucleotides long. RefSeq names its product olfactory receptor 10H2-like. Gene Ontology annotation, molecular function: olfactory receptor activity; odorant binding; G protein-coupled receptor activity. NCBI's taxonomy places the organism in Eukaryota, Metazoa, Chordata, Actinopteri, Clupeiformes, Engraulidae. The record is from RefSeq and is a predicted model, not a curated record. The transcript is spliced from 3 exons. Gene Ontology annotation, cellular component: membrane. The coding region runs from base 1 to 768 and encodes 255 amino acids. Gene Ontology annotation, biological process: G protein-coupled receptor signaling pathway; detection of chemical stimulus involved in sensory perception of smell.
AUGAAUGGAUCAUCUAUGGUGUUCACUUUCACAGCCUAUCAGGAGAUUGGCUCAGCCAAAGAUGUGUGCUUUGUUAUCAUCCUCUUGGUCUAUCUAGCCACCGUCAUAGCCAACAUCUCCGUCAUGCUUUUGAUUUAUUUUGACUCAACACUCCAUAAACCAAUGUAUAUAUUUUUGUUCGGCUUGCUGCUGGUUGGCUUGAUUGGCAGCACAUCCGUUUGGCCACGCGUGUUGGCCCACCUAGCCACCAUCGUCUACUCGGUCUCGUACGUGGCCUGUUUUGUUCAGACCUACGUCAUCUCCGCCUAUGGGGCUUGCGUGUACAUGUCGCUCACUGUCAUGGCCUACGACAGGUAUGUGUGCAUCUUCCAGCCUUUGCAGUACCACGCCAUAAUGACCCCACGCAAGGUGAGAAUACUUCUGGUGAGUGCCAACCUCAUACCUGCAAUCAUUGUGUUGACUUAUAAACUGUCUGGAGAUGCACGGAAGAAAGCUUUUGUGACAUGCACUCCCCACCUGAUCACUUUCCUUAACUUCAGCCUGUGCUCCUUGUUUGCUGUGGUGUACCAUCGAGCUCACGCCAAACUACCAGUUGGCGGACAUGUGUUUAUGACAUCCGUUUACGUCCUUCUGCCUCCAGCCUUGCAUCCCCUUGUGUAUGGAAUAAAGAACCAGGAAAUCAGAAAACGUUUCUCGAAAAUCACAAGAUCUGUCCUCCUACGAAUUGGAUAUUUCCUACAGUACCUCACCUUGGGCCAUGACCCCUGA